This is a messenger RNA of Anoplopoma fimbria (sablefish), 1713 nucleotides long. It is a transcript of the gene tsg101a, whose product is annotated as tumor susceptibility 101a. Gene Ontology annotation, biological process: endosome to lysosome transport; protein transport; protein modification process. The transcript has 10 exons. Bases 360 to 1532 code for a protein of 390 amino acids. Gene Ontology annotation, cellular component: ESCRT I complex. Gene Ontology annotation, molecular function: ubiquitin binding. Lineage: Eukaryota; Metazoa; Chordata; Actinopteri; Perciformes; Anoplopomatidae. The record is from RefSeq and is a predicted model, not a curated record.
CGUCACAUGCGUACCGGAAGUAGUCAGGCGUAAUGCCGGAAAUCAUUGUUGUUGACCAUCGGAUAUUUGUUUUUCGUCUCCUUUCUGGAUCCAUACAUUCGUUGUUCGUGUAUCAUUUCUAGUAUUGAAUUCUGUCGCAUUGACAACAGGGUCCUCAUCCGUGUUGACCCGGAGGGCUGCACAUAGACACCGGACCCUUGUAGUCGGGCCCGAGGCUGGGCUAACUCUAGCCUAGCAUUCAGAUAAGUCCUGCUAGCCAGCGUUAGCUUGUGUUAGCUGUCAGUCUAGCCGGGUUAAAAGUCAGCCGUUCACUCGCCUCACUCAUUCAUAACAACAGUGAAAACAAAAACACAAGAAACAUGGCCGUUGUCAACGAAGGUGCCCUGAAGAAAAUGCUAAAGCAAUACAAAUACAGAGAUCUGACUGUUCGUGAGAUAACCAAUGUCAUCUCCCAGUACAAGGACUUGAAGCCACUCAUGGAUGCUUAUGUGUUUAAUGAUGGAUCCACAAGAGACCUGAUGAGCCUGACAGGAACGGUCCCAGUGAGCUACAGAUGCAAUGUCUACAACAUACCAGUGUGUCUGUGGUUGCUGGACACAUAUCCCUACAACCCUCCCAUAUGUUUUGUCAAACCUACCAGUGCCAUGAUGAUCAAAACUGGCAAGCACAUCGAUGCCAACGGCAAGAUCUACCUGCCUUAUCUACAUGAGUGGAAGCAUCCUCAGUCAGACCUGUAUGGUCUGAUUCAGGUGAUGAUUGUGGUUUUUGGAGAGGAGCCUCCUGUGUUUUCUCGCCCAACGACACAAGCCCCCUAUCAAGCGUUCCAAGCAGCUGGACCCCCUAACCCCUCCUAUAUGCCUGGAAUGCCUGCAGUCUCCCCCUAUAGCCCAACUCCUAACCCAGGAGGCUAUCCAGGAUACCAAUACCCAGGGGGCAACUCUUACCCAGCCACUGCUGGACCUGCACACUACCCCACCCAGACUCCAGUUUCCACAGUGGGCCCGAACAGAGAUGGCACCAUUGGCGAGGACACCAUCCGUGCAUCUCUGAUAUCGGCUGUGAGCGACAAGCUUCGCUGGAGAAUGAAGGAGGAGAUGGACAGAGCUCAGGCGGAGCUUGACGCCCUGAAGAGAACAGAGGAGGAUCUGAAGAAAGGGCAUCAGAAACUGGAGGAGAUGGUCUCAAGACUGGACCAGGAAGUGUCUGAGGUUGACAGGAAUAUCGAGCUGCUGAAGAGAAAGGACGAAGAGCUCAGUGAGGCCUUGGAGAAGAUGGAGAACCAGUCAGAGAACAAUGACAUUGACGACGUCAUCGUGCCCACAGCUCCGCUGUACAAACAGAUCCUGAACCUAUAUGCAGAAGAAAACGCAAUUGAGGACACUAUCUUCUACCUCGGAGAAGCCCUUCGCAGGGGCGUCAUAGACCUUGAGGUUUUUCUUAAGCAUGUUCGCCUUCUGUCCAGAAAGCAGUUCCAGCUUCGUGCCCUCAUGCAGAAAGCCCGCAAGACUGCCGGUCUUAGUGACCUCUACUGACCCAAACUGACUACGGGAGAAACAUUAAUACUUUCACGCUCUCCUUCUUCUCGUCCUCUGUCUUAAUCCCCUUUUUUUAACGUCUUCUUGUAGCUGUCCUCUUUUUUUUUAUUUCUCAUUAAAAUCUGUUUUUGUGAGACAGUAACAACAGAGAAUGAUUUAAAAAAAAAAACAACAACAA